GGCGUAGACAAAUACAUACACAUACACAGCAGCAAAUCUCAUCAGUCAUCAACGCCAACCCCUAUAUCUAUCUCCCCCGCCCUUCGAAUCAUCUCUUCUUCUAAAUUCUCGAUUUUCUUCGAUCAAAAUUCACCCUUAGAUUCUCAAUCCGAUUCACAGGUAAAUCAGAUUGGACAUCUGCUGUUUACUGGUUUUAUGAUUCGAUCUGUAGUGUGUAUGAAUAAAUCUGCUGCGCGGUUUUUCUCGAUUGGCUGUUUGGAUUUGAUUGGAAUUUGGAGGAGAUGGUGAGAGGAUUGGCGGUGCGAUUGGAUUGAAGGAGAAGAAAUGCCAGGAUUAACGCAGAGGAAUGAUCAGCACAGCGGGGCGGUUUCUUUUAAUGGAUCCGUUUCCGGCAAUGGAUUCUGGUCAAAGCAUCGCGACGACGUCAGCUACAAUCAGCUCCAGAAGUUUUGGAGUGAGCUUCCAUCCAAAGCUCGACAGGAGCUUUUGAGGAUUGAUAAGCAAGCGCUUUUUGAGCAAGCUCGUAAGAAUAUGUAUUGCUCUAGGUGCAACGGGUUAUUGCUGGAAGGUUUUUGGCAAAUUGUCACGUAUGGGAAGUCUUUGCAACAGGAGGGAGCAGGCAUGCAUCAUGCUUGCAAUGGAAUAGGGACCUUGAAAAGUCAAGGUGAAGAUGAUGUACAAGAUCCAUCAGUGCAUCCUUGGGGAGGCUUAACCACAACUCGAGAUGGAGCCCUUACGCUACUAGACUCUUAUAUAUUCACAAAAUCUCUGAAAGGACUCCAAAAUGUUUUCGACAGUGCACGUGCAAGAGAACGUGAGAGGGAAUUGCUGUAUCCUGAUGCCUGCGGUGGAGGUGGUAGAGGUUGGAUAAGUCAAGGAAUGGCUGGUUAUGGAAGAGGUCAUGGAACGCGAGAAACAUGUGCUCUUCACACUGCCAGACUUUCGGUUGACACAUUGGUAGAUUUUUGGUCAGCCCUUGGAGAAGAGACUCGCCAGUCUCUUCUAAGAAUGAAGGAAGAGGACUUUAUUGAAAGGCUUAUGUACAGAUUUGAUAGCAAGAGGUUUUGUAGAGAUUGCAGAAGGAAUGUUAUACGUGAGUUCAAGGAGCUAAAGGAACUGAAGCGGAUGAGGAGAGAACCUCGCUGCACCAGUUGGUUUUGUGUAGCAGAUACAGCAUUUCAAUAUGAGGUUUCCCGUGAUACAAUCCAAGUAGAUUGGCAUCACACUUUCAUUGACACUUUUGGGACAUAUCAUCAUUUUGAAUGGGCAGUUGGAACUGGAGAAGGAAAAUCUGAUAUCUUGGAGUUUGAAAAUGUUGGUUUGAGUGGAAGAGUUCAAGUGAAUGGUCUAGACCUCAGUGGUUUGAGUGCGUGCUACAUUACUCUUAGGGCAUGGAAAAUGGAUGGCCGUUGCUCUGAGCUUUCUGUGAAGGCUCACUCUAUGAAAGGGCAACAAUGCAUUCAUUGUAGGCUUAUGGUUGGAGAUGGUUUUGUUACAAUUACAAGAGGGGAAACCAUCAGAAGGUUUUUUGAGCAUGCUGAAGAGGCUGAGGAAGAAGAGGAUGAUGAUUCUAUGGACAAAGAUGGAAGUGAUCUCGAUGGUGAAUGUACCCGUCCUCAAAAACAUGCAAAGAGUCCUGAACUUGCUCGGGAGUUUCUUCUUGAUGCUGCAACUGUAAUUUUCAAGGAACAGGUUGAAAAAGCUUUCAGAGAAGGAACAGCACGCCAAAAUGCGCAUAGUAUUUUUGUAUGUCUUGCAUUAAAAUUACUGGAAGAAAAGGUUCAUGUGGCUUGCAAGGAUAUUAUCACUUUAGAGAAACAGAUGAAACUUCUUGAAGAAGAAGAGAAGGAAAAACGUGAAGAAGAAGAGCGCAAAGAGCGAAGGAGAAUAAAGGAAAAGGAGAAAAAGCUUCGAAGGAAGGAAAGAUUAAGAGAGAAGGAGAAGGAUAGAGAGAAGAAAAGUUCUGACUUGAACCAAAAUCAUUCUGACAUUGUAAAGGAGGAAUUGAUAUCUUGCUUGGAUGAAGAGUCCAAGGUUAUUGAGAACAGGCAUUCCGGCAGUGAGAUGGAGGAAGCUACUGCAUCAAGCCCUUUAUGUCAAAACAUUCAAAAUGACGUACUUCUAAAUGGGUAUACUCCUUCAGAUACGCAACAUUACGCUGAUGACUGUGCAGAUGGGGAUAUUGCCAGUUUGAAAGAUGAUAGCGAGUCCUAUCCACUUGAUGAUUUGAGAUAUUCUCACCAAAACAUGAAAUUUUGGAAAGACUUUCAAAUGGAUUCAGGCUUGAAAUGGCCAGGUAGGCGGCUACUUGUUUCUGAGAACAGGGAUAUGGUUAGCAAACAUGAAGCAAGACGCCAUUGUGAUGGCUUUGAAUCUUCAAGGAGUACUAAUAGAUUAAACAAGCAAUUGAGAAGUAAUGCUGCAAAGUCCAAUGUUAGAAAUGGUGCCCCCAAGUUCACUGAGAAGUUUCAGUGUGCCAACCAUAGACAGAAUGAUAGAUAUGACUUCCAUUCUUGCAGCUGUAACCAACAUACUGAUCACAGAGUGAAGGUAGAACCUUCCAUGUCCAGAGGGACCUGGGAGGCUAAACCAGUAAGUAAGUCAGGUUCUGCAUCAGAUAUCAACAAGCAAUAUCAUAUUAGCAAGUAUAGUCAGACGGAAUACAUGCGUGAGAAUUAUGCAAGCCCUAAAAACAAAAUUAGUACUUGGAGUAACCGUUCUAACAGGGAUUUACCUACUACCAAGAAAGUGUGGGAGCCAAUAGAAUCACGAAAGUAUCCACGAAGCAACUCAUAUUCAGACGUUACACUAAGAUCAUCUACAUUUUGUACUGAAACUAGUGAAACUGAUAAACAUCUCAAAUCUUCUGCUGCCAAUAGCUCUGAUGAAAUGUCUGAGAUUCCUGUUCUGAUCAGACAUGAAGAGACAGAUGAACAAGAUUUGAGAAAGUCUAGCACUGAAACAAAAAAUAGUUGCCAAAGCGGUACCCAUUUGGAAGUGAAGUCCCCAGAGUGUCAGAAGGAAGUAGCCGACGUAGAAGUUGAAUUGCAGAUUAGGAAUAAAUCAUCUCUACAAGGGGCUUCUGAUUUAUCAAUACACAGCUCUUCUACUUCUGAUAAUUGUUCAUCCUGUCUCAGUGAGGGAGACAGCAAUUCUUCCUCUGCAAAUCUCCUUAACCCAGAAUCUUCCUCUACAUCAGAUUCUGAAGACUCAAGUCAACAUUCAGAAGAAAGACCAUUGUGUCUUCAAAGUGGCUUCAGUGAAUGUCAUGACGUUGCACCCGGAGUAAAGCGAACUGCUGAAAGAAGGGCAGAUGUUAACAGUUCGGUUCCAGUUUCUUCAGGAGCUGACUUUUCGGUAAAAGUACCCUGUUCAUCUACUUCGAUUUCACAAGGUGAAAAACCAAGUGUUACUUUGGGAAUUCAACCACAAGCUGUACUUCCACCUGUUGGUAGUCAGAACAUUCACUUCCCAAUGUUUCAAGCUUCAACAAUGGGCUACUAUUAUCAGAGUCCAGUUUCAUGGGCUGCAGCACCUGCAAAUGGUUUGAUGCCAUUUCCCCAUCCCAGCCACUAUUUAUUAACAAGUCCUUUUGCCUAUGGUCUAAGUGGAAGUGCACCAGUCAUGCAUUAUGGUGCCUUACAGCACAUGCCUCAACCACUGUUUAAUCCUGGUCACUUAACUGUGCUCCAGUCAGUUGCUCAAACCAAUGGUGGUGUCAAUUCAAAAGAACAUAACAAGGUUUGCUGCAAUCAAGGUGGGGUGAAAGAAGGGGCUCCAAUUGGGCAGGAGACGGUGGAAGCACCCAUAAGUGGAACAACUGCACAAAAUGGCAAGUGUAACAAAUCUAAUGUGGAAAAUGCAGGUUUCUCUCUUUUCGCCUUCUCUGAUCCAACUUCUGUUAAAGAAGGGACGGUUGGAAAUUUCACGUCAGAAUUGUCAACAACAGAUAACAGAAAUGGUGAUCAUGGCUGCUGCAAUAAGAAGGAUCCCAUCGAGGAAUACAACCCAUUUGCAAAUGGCAUCAAGUUUUCAUUCUCUGAUAUAGUUAAAUAACCUCAAUGAGGUAGCUGCUGCUGUUUUUUCUUCCGCAGUCUCUGUUCUCCAUUGAGUUAUGGAAGCUUGAGUAUUUGUAAUGUGGCACACAAUAAUGCAUGCACCUCAGAACAUUUUAGCCUCUUUUUCUUUUCGUGAUUUAGUUGGGUGGAUUAUUUUUCAUUGCUUUGGACAGGAGAAAGGGUUGAGAGAACGUCAUAAAGUUUAUAAGGUUUUCUUGUGUGCUAUCAGGUUUUCCAUUGGAGGUAAUGGCUUGAUUUUCCUAGUAAUAUUCUCUAUUUUGCCCCUUA
Molecule: messenger RNA, 4346 nt
Organism: Ipomoea triloba (trilobed morning glory)
Lineage: Eukaryota; Viridiplantae; Streptophyta; Magnoliopsida; Solanales; Convolvulaceae
Exons: 8
Coding region: 325-4056 (1243 amino acids)
Source: RefSeq, a predicted model, not a curated record